Lynx canadensis (Canada lynx) is the source of this 1175-nucleotide messenger RNA. RefSeq names its product coiled-coil domain containing 169 (gene CCDC169). Lineage: Eukaryota; Metazoa; Chordata; Mammalia; Carnivora; Felidae. The coding region runs from base 109 to 753 and encodes 214 amino acids. The transcript is spliced from 8 exons. The record is from RefSeq and is a predicted model, not a curated record.
UGACAGCUCGAGACAAUGCCCUCACGUUCCCAGCUUCUGGGAGGGUGUCAGGUUUUGUGGUGUUAGCUGUAAGAGGGGAAGGGCGUGGGACGUUUCUGACCUGACACUAUGGAGGAAGGAAGAGGCGCCAACUUCGACGGUGUGAGCACCGACCGCCUUGAAAAGGAGUUACUGGAAGAAAUCCAUCAGAAGGAUAUAGUGCAACUAUCAAUGCUUGAAAUAAUACACAAGAUAGAGGAACUGGAAGCCAAACUCAAUACUGAUGACAAAGGUGGUGAAUGGAAAGUUCGUUAUGAGACACAACUUGAACUGAAUGAUCAAUUAGAAAAGCAAAUUGUUUCUCUAGAAGAGAAAAUGAAAAAAAUUUGUGGAAAUCCUUCAGAUAGAUUGUCUUUUAUCCGUGUCUAUGAAAAAAUGCCAGUGGAAUCCUUAAAUAUAUUACUUAAACAGCUAGAAAAAGAGAAAAGGAGGCUUAAAAAUCAAGUGAAAGACUAUGCACUGAGACUGGAACAAGAAUCAAAGGCUUACCACAAGACCAACAAUGAGUGCCAUACCUAUCUGGCUGAAAUGUCUCAGGUCUCUGACUCAUACCAAGUUUCUAAAAGGCAACAGAUGGAUCAACUGCCUAGAAUGAAAGAGAAUUCAGUGAAAAUGGUAAGAUAUAAUCCAGUUAAUCAGAAGACAAUGAAUGCCAAGAGAGGACCAGGAAAAAAGAUUACAAGAUCAAACCAUCUUCCAAAACUUGAUCCAUAAUUCUAGAACUGGAAUUCUAUUUCUUCCUUUUUCUCGUCCAUAAUAUUCAACUUAUGAAGUUAAUGUUCAACACAUUUUUCAGGGAAUGAAAUAGACAAGAAAGAGCUAUCAAACUUCUCUUUAGCUCCUCUUACAAAAGUUUUUUCCUUUGUCUGUAUUAAAGUAAUUUUCUUAAGUGAUCUAAUAUAAGUGAUCUAAAAUACCUAAUAGUGUUGCUUUUGAUUUUAAAAAUAUCCUGAAAGUUGGCAUUAUUACACUUGCCUUUAAUAAUAUAUCCAUGAUCUGUGCUGGUAGUAAUUGGUUUCUAGUUGGUUGUUAGCUAAAAAUGUGAGCUCAUCAAAACAUUUAGUUCUUAUAGGCUAUAUCAUAUUCAUAUCUUUUAAACUUAUGGUUUAGCAACAGAUAUUGGUGAGGAUAUGGAG